Silurus meridionalis is the source of this 1194-nucleotide messenger RNA. RefSeq names its product mitochondrial ribosomal protein S34 (gene mrps34). Gene Ontology annotation, biological process: mitochondrial translation. The transcript has 4 exons. The record is from RefSeq and is a predicted model, not a curated record. Gene Ontology annotation, molecular function: structural constituent of ribosome. Gene Ontology annotation, cellular component: mitochondrion; mitochondrial small ribosomal subunit. NCBI's taxonomy places the organism in Eukaryota, Metazoa, Chordata, Actinopteri, Siluriformes, Siluridae. Bases 136 to 795 code for a protein of 219 amino acids.
AUAUUACGAGGCCAGCUAGGAACCCUCAGAACUAAAGCCGUGUUUCCGAAUGGAACAUUUCAUUUGCUACCACGGGGCCGGAAGUUACGUUUGUGGAGGUCAAGUCAUAUCUCUGAAGUCAAAUAAAGCAUCACGAUGGUGAAAAAGAAGCGAGUAAGACUGAUCGCUGAGAUGGCUCGGAAGAUCCGGGCUUACCAAGAGCUAAAAAAUCGUCCGCGAGAUUCACAACGUUAUGCCCUGGACUACGAAACCAUGACUCGCCCGCUCACCGGUAAGAAGCUACCAGUGUUGGCUUGGCAGGACGUGCAGCGGGAGACUCCGCUCUUUCGGCUCCUGGCUGGCAUGCGCUUGUUCGGCAUGGGACGAAUCUUUACGCGGAAAUCAUGGCUGGAGGAACACACAGAGCCCUGCUACUGGAAGAUAACUAAAGUGAAAGUAGACUACACAGCAGAGAAUAUGGACCAUGGGAAAGCAUGGGGGAUUUUGACUUUCAAAGGUAAAGAAGAAAGCAUUGAGAAAGAGAUCGAUAAGGUCAUGUAUCACGACUGGCGCUUGAUACCCAAACACACAGAAGAGGCCUUUACACGCUUCGAGGCGGUCCCCGAACCCCCCGUCCGACAUGCUCGCUACCCACCGCUCCUACGUGCCAUGAUCUUAGCGCAGCAAGCAAAGGAGCUCGGCGUCGACGCGAGCACCCUCCCUGAACCCAGCCUACCUCUUAAACGAGAUGUGCUUCUCAGCAAAGAGUACUUCCGCAGCCAGGAACAGCAGAAACGGGAGGGAACGCCCGUGUAGGACAGUGGUCGAACCUUCAUGAGCAACCUUAGUUCGUUUCUCUUUUCAGCAUGGUGUUUAAUUCAAGGUGGGAGCUAUCCGUACACUGAUUUAGGACAGGGUUUUCUCCCACAUUCUAAGAAUAAUCUUUAGACGAGAAACACCAUGUCUGAUAAACACAUGUAUAUCAUAAUGGUAGCCAUGUUUGGGAAAUCAAAAUGGUUUAAAAACUGCUUCAGCCAUUUUUGUUUAAAGAUUUGGACUGUCAAAGACACUUCCUUGGAGUCAGGUCACUGAAGUGAAGGGUGACUGAAUUUCUUUAAAAAGAGGUGAACGCCCAUUACUGUACGUGCUCUGUAAUAGCAUUUGCAUUGGUUAUAAAUAAAAAAGUGAUGCUAAUAGCAAUAUUAUAAAAUGUAA